AUGAACGCGCCGUACGCGUCUUUCGCACGACGCACCUCCUCUUGUCUCUCUCUCGCUCUGCUCGCACCCUUCACGUCUCUGUCCUCGGAUGGUCUCGAUGGACACACCAACGCCUCCCGUGUACGCACAUGUGUCCGUCUUUCUUCAUGCGAUCGCCUCCGCACUUGCGCACGUGUUAUACGCGCAAGCGAAAGAUUUCUCGCACACCUACAGUUCCAUAUGCUCGCUCGCCUCAACCUGAACCGCAUCAUAACGCCUUCAGCGAGUGCCUCGCUCUGCAGGGCACGAUCAUCGCUGACGGGGUCUGCGUAUCAGCCGCUGCGCGCAGCGCAGCGGCGAUGCGCCACCAAGACCGAGGCCAAGGCAUCGACCAAGGCAGAGCAGCAGGCGACCUCUGCCUCCGGUGGAGCUGCCGAAGCGAAGGCCACGUCUCAGCAUCCGAUCUCACACGGCCCGCAGCGCAAGGACUGGCGCACGCACAAGGAGAUCGUCUACGUCAAGGGUGUUCCAGCCAAGGGGAGCCUCUUCAAGCUGCCACUGGCGGAACAGCUCAUCAUUUGCCUUGUCUUUUCCAUUGCUGGGUCAGCUGCGGUGUACCUCGUGCGGCCGCAGAUACGGUACCUCUGCCAUCAUGGCUUUCUAGGCCUCACCGACGAGGCGGGGUGGAAGAACGGGCCGUGGCUGUACCGCCUCAUGUACUGCCUCAUCAUGUUCCCCAGCUACUCCCUCAUUCUCUUCGUUGUCGGUGGGGUGUUCGGGCGUCGCAUCUGGUUCUCUUUUAUGAUUCACAAGAUGUGGUCCCGCUUCCUCACACGCAACGCGUCGCGGCGGCUGGAGCACUUGCUGGAUCUGCAGCACUAUUGA
This is a messenger RNA of Leishmania mexicana MHOM/GT/2001/U1103, 864 nucleotides long. RefSeq lists its product as hypothetical. The transcript has a single exon. NCBI's taxonomy places the organism in Eukaryota, Euglenozoa, Kinetoplastea, Trypanosomatida, Trypanosomatidae. Bases 1 to 864 code for a protein of 287 amino acids. The record is from RefSeq and is a predicted model, not a curated record.